AUGCCUGAAACUCACCAGCUGAUCCGGGCUGUCCUGGCUGUCCGUUGGGUCCGGGUGGUCCUUGAGGUCCAGCGCUUCCAGCUGGUCCAGGUUCUCCGGGAACGAGAGGAGUUGAGGCUGCAGGGGCUCCAGCCUGUCCAGGGCCACCUGUGCUCCGGGUUUCCGUUGGGUCCGGAAGGUCCCUUUGGUCCAGGAGGACCGGGCUGUGCACCGUUUCCUGGAGCUCCAGGUUGUCCAUCACGUCCAGCAUCUCCAGGUGGUCCUGGAGGUCCGGCUGGUCCAGCGGGUCCUUGUGGGCAUGGCUUGCAUGGAGGAGGAGUGACUGGGUCACAUGGCUGCUGUGGUGGGCGUCCUGGAUUUCCUGGCAGACCAGGUGCUCCAGGCUUUCCUGGGCGACCGGGCUGGCCAGGGGUUCCAGCAGGCCCAGCAGCACCAGGAAGGCAACCAAGAGUCGCAGCGACCACCAGCGCUAGCAGAUCCUCCGCUUACUCCGGCAUCACCGUAUCCAGCCUGACGGGCGGUUCUGUUUCCGGCUGGGAUGUUCUUGAGGUGGUUGACUUCGCUCCAGAUGUCCUUGGCGGAUUCCUUGCAGAAGCUGAUCUCAUUGUGCAUGGUCCUCUUGACGUGAUGGACAUAGUUGUAGACCAUCGGCAGCGUGACGCAGACCGAAAGGACUGCGACCACCGAGAAGGUGACCGCCGAAUAGGCGACGAAGCGGUAAGCCUUGAUGCGGUGCUCGAGGUCCAUGCUGAACGAGAGCAGUGCCGGUUGAGGCAAAGCCUAUUCAUGAAAAUUGUCACACCAGUGACGCGAGCACGCUCAGUGCUCUGCAAAGAAAGGAAAGCGAAAAGAAGUCGAAGAACAAUAUUUCCAGUGCAGAAAGUGAAUAUGCGAUCUUUGGGUCGAGAGCAGUCUUCCAGUCGCUGA
Messenger RNA from Ostertagia ostertagi, 927 nucleotides. NCBI's taxonomy places the organism in Eukaryota, Metazoa, Nematoda, Chromadorea, Rhabditida, Trichostrongylidae. The record is from the annotation of a GenBank genome assembly.